AUGGUAAGAAAAAGUUCAGACAGAGCCAAAAUCCCCAGCGUUGGAGAUGAGGUUAAUCCAUAUGGGUUAAACGAAGUUGAUGAUUUUGCUUCUAAAAGGGAAAAAGUUUUACUUGAACAGUCCACAUUUGGCGACAGCGCUAAGGAUUUUGAUCACUCUUUGCUAGAAGACGAAGAUGAGGAAGAAGUCUUGGCUAUGGAUGAGGAUGAUGAGUCUAUGGAUGAAAGAGAGGAUGAAGAAGAAGAAGAAGAAGAAGAAGAACUAGAUGGUGCUGCAGCCUAUAAGAAAAUAUUUGGCAGAAACUUAGAAACAGAUCAGCUUCCCGAAGAAGAUGAAGAAAAUGGUAUGUUAGACAACGAAAAUGCCUGGGGGUCCACAAAGGGAGAAUACUACGGGGCUGAUGAUUUAGAUGAUGAAGAAGCUGCUAAAGAAAUAGAAAAGGAAGCUUUACGACAACAAAAGAAGCACUUGGAAGAACUUAAUAUGAAUGAUUACUUAGAUGAGGAAGAAGAACAAGAGUGGGUCAAAAAUGCCAAAGAAUUUGACAUGGGUGAGUUUAAAAACUCCACUAAGCAGGCAGACACUAAUAUUUCCAUAAGGGAUAUUCUGAAUAUGGAUGACGAAGCAAGAGAUAACUAUUUAAAGACAAUGUUUCCCGAAUUUGCUCCACUUUCAAAAGAAUUCACAAAAUUAGCUCCCAAGUUUGACGAAUUAAAGAAAUCUGAGAACAAUGAGUUCAAUAAGUUAAAAUUAAUUGCACUUGGAAGUUACCUAGGUACGAUAUCAUGUUACUAUAGCAUCUUAUUGCACGAACUCCAUAAUAAUGAAGAUUUCACGUCCAUGAAGGGCCAUCCAGUCAUGGAAAAGAUUCUAACGACAAAGGAAAUUUGGAGGCAAGCCAGUGAACUUCCAUCUAGUUUUGACAUGAAUGAAGGAGAUGGUUCCGAAAGUGAAGAAACCUCAAACCUUGAAGCCUUCAGCGAAAAGAAGCUGAAUGAGUUAGAGAACAGUGAAGCUUCUGACGUAGAAGAAAAUGAAGAAGAACAAAAGGAAGAAAAUAAUGAAGAAGAAGGAGAAAGUGAUGAAAAAGAUGAUGUGAGUAUCGACGAUUUUGAAGAAUACGUAGCACAAUCGCGUGUGCAUUCCAAACCAAAAUCUUUGUCCACAUCUGAAGCUGAUGACUUUAUUGAAUCUGGAAUUGCCGAUGUUGACGCACAGGAUAAAAAAGCUCGUAGAAGAACUUUGCGUUUCUAUACUUCGAAAAUUGAUCAACAAGAAAAUAAAAAAACAGACAGAUUCAAAGGUGAUGACGAUAUUCCAUAUAAGGAACGUUUAUUUGAAAGGCAGCAACGUCUGUUGGAUGAAGCUCGUAAACGUGGUAUGCAUGACAAAAAUGGCGCUGACCUAGACGAUAAGGAAUACGGUUCGGAAGAUGAAGCAGUUUCCAGGAGCAUUAACGCUCAAGGUGAAAAUGAUUAUUAUCAACAGGUUCAGAGAGGUAAGCAAGACAAGAAGAUUUCUCGUAAAGAGGCUCAUAAGAAUGCUGUUAUCGCUGCAAGAGAAGGCAAAUUGGCUGAAUUGGCUGAAAAUGUCGUAGGUGAUGGUAAGCGUGCUAUCAAUUAUCAAAUUCUAAAGAACAAGGGUCUAACGCCUAGAAGAAACAAAGAUAACAGAAACUCUCGUGUUAAAAAGAGGAAGAAGUACCAAAAGGCGCAAAAGAAACUCAAAUCUGUUCGUGCAGUUUAUUCUGGUGGCCAAUCAGGCGUCUAUGAAGGUGAGAAGACAGGUAUCAAGAAGGGUUUGACGAGAUCUGUCAAAUUCAAGAAUUAA
Saccharomyces paradoxus is the source of this 1830-nucleotide messenger RNA. It is a transcript of the gene SAS10, whose product is annotated as rRNA-processing protein SAS10. Lineage: Eukaryota; Fungi; Ascomycota; Saccharomycetes; Saccharomycetales; Saccharomycetaceae. Gene Ontology annotation, cellular component: nucleolus; small-subunit processome. The record is from RefSeq and is a predicted model, not a curated record. The coding region runs from base 1 to 1830 and encodes 609 amino acids. The transcript has a single exon. Gene Ontology annotation, biological process: maturation of SSU-rRNA from tricistronic rRNA transcript (SSU-rRNA, 5.8S rRNA, LSU-rRNA).